This is a messenger RNA of Spodoptera litura, 733 nucleotides long. It is a transcript of the gene MHF1, whose product is annotated as centromere protein S-like. Gene Ontology annotation, cellular component: FANCM-MHF complex. Gene Ontology annotation, molecular function: chromatin binding; protein heterodimerization activity. Gene Ontology annotation, biological process: resolution of meiotic recombination intermediates; replication fork processing. The record is from RefSeq and is a predicted model, not a curated record. Lineage: Eukaryota; Metazoa; Arthropoda; Insecta; Lepidoptera; Noctuidae.
UUCGUUUGUUUUCAUUAGAUUAGAGAGGUUAUGUUAAAUAUUGCAAAAGUAUGAUAUUUUAUGUAUUUUAGUAUGUUGUUGCUAUAUCUUUCCUAACAUAUUGCAUUAUUAGUGAUACAAAUAAGAGAUAAUAAGGUCUGUUUAUUUUAAUUGAAACUCCAAAUAGGAAUAGUACAAGAAUUAGUACAAUACUAUAGAAGAAAUGUCGUCUUUUGAAAAUCUAUCGUCAACACAAAAAAUUCGCGCUGCUUUGCAUCGUGAUGUCCGAACUAUUGGCACGGAAACUUGCCAUUUCCUUGGUCUGGAGAUAACAAAGCCAGCUAUGGAAAUUGUUGCAGAACUUGUUUAUAAGAAACUGGCAGUUUAUGGCGCCGAUUUGGAAGCUUUUGCAAAGCAUGCCAAACGUUCUACAAUCACUGCUGAUGAUGUCAAACUUCUUGUGAGACGGUGUCCUUCCCUGAAAAGUCGCCUGGACGCUAUAACGCCGAGUCCUAAAGAAAAACGAAGAAAAACUGUAGUAAGCAAGCCAUCAGAAACACCAAUAUCAAAACAAAGAGAACCAGAAAACAUAAAUGCGAAACAAAAAGAGCCAGAACCUUCGACGUCAAAGCAAAAUGUUCCGGAAAAUUCGAAACAUGAAGAAAAAGGAGACGGCGUUGCAGAUUUCGAUAAUAUGGACAUUGAUGAUAAUAUGAUUGAUCUAACGUUUGAUUAAAACCCUUUCAAUUAUAAU